Molecule: messenger RNA, 1188 nt
Organism: Penicillium waksmanii
Lineage: Eukaryota; Fungi; Ascomycota; Eurotiomycetes; Eurotiales; Aspergillaceae
Product: putative transsulfuration enzyme family protein
Exons: 2
Coding region: 1-1188 (395 amino acids)
Biological process (GO): transsulfuration
Cellular component (GO): cytoplasm
Molecular function (GO): carbon-sulfur lyase activity; pyridoxal phosphate binding
Source: RefSeq, a predicted model, not a curated record
AUGGCUCCCGUCAACAAUGCCCAUCCCUCAACCCAAGCGCUCCAUGCCGAUGACUACUUGAACUUGGUGAAUGAUGUUGCACCACCCAUUCACCUUUCCACAAUUUUCAGAUAUCCUAAUGACCCUAACCAACUUGUCAUACCCGAGGACCCAAUCGCCGAGUUCAACGGCAAGAAUUACGUAUAUUCCCGCGAAUUCGCACCCAAUGCAACUCGCUUCGAAGCAGUCCUUUCAUCUCUCCUAAAGGGCCAUGCUGUGAGCUACGCCAGCGGACUGGCAGCUCUAUACGCCGCCUUGACCCUCUUGAACCCCCGACGUAUAUCCGUGGGCGACGGUUACCACGGCAGUCAUGAAGUUAUAUCGGUUAUAUCCCGUCUGUCAGGUCUUCAAAAGUUCGAGCUCGACUGUCCUGCCGAAAACUUAGGGGAAGGAGAUGUCAUCCUUCUUGAAACACCCGUCAACCCGCUCGGAACUGCAUUCAACAUUGAAGAAUAUGCCAAGAAAGCACACUCCCGCGGCGCUUACCUGAUUGUCGACAGCACAUUCGGGCCACCAGGCCUCCAGGAUCCGUUUUUAUGGGGAGCUGAUAUCGUCUUCCACUCAGGCUCGAAAUAUUUCGGUGGUCACAGCGAUAUGUUAUGCGGUGUUCUUGCUGUCAAGCGAGAAGACUGGUUGAAACGACUUUAUGAGGACCGAGUGGCUCUAGGAAGCAACAUUGGCAACCUCGAAGGCUGGAUGGGUCUUCGGAGCUUGCGAACUUUAGAAGUUCGAGUUCAGCGCGCGAGCGAGAACUGCGCUAAAUUGAUUUCAUGGCUUGAUGUUGCUAUGAAGACCCUCGACCCUGUCCCGGGCAGCGAAGAAUUUGUCAUUCAAGCUGUCCUCCAGAAAAUGUAUCAUGCCAGUCUCCAGAAUGAGCCGUGGUUGGCGAAGCAGAUGCCUUGCGGGUUUGGGCCUGUGUUCUCGAUCAUCUUGCGUGAUGAGACCUUUGCGAAAACCCUUCCUAGCAAACUGAACUUUUUCCAGCAUGCUACGAGUCUGGGUGGGGUUGAGUCGCUCAUUGAAUGGCGGGCGCUGUCUGAUUCAAAGGUUGAUCGCAAGCUAUUGCGAGUUAGCAUUGGGCUGGAGAACUGGGAGGAUUUAAAGGCCGACUUGUUGCAGGCAUUCACCUCGCUGACAAGAGAAUCAUAA